UUUUCCGUAGUGUCUGAACAAAUGGCCAGAACUGGUGAGGGUCUCAGGAGAGGCCCGUGGGGGAGCUUGGUGCUGCUGGGUCUGUACAGUUGGGCUGCGAUCGCCAGGGGAGAUGCCCCAGCCCCAGUGAGAAACCUGACUGUGGAAGGGCAGAGCAGCAACUCCAUCAUCCUGCGCUGGGCCGGCCCCGAGGGCGCGGAUGCCCACAACCUCACCUACUGGGCUCAGUGCACUGGACAGGGAGGCAGGACUGAGACGAGAAACACAACAGACACCAGGGUCACCGUGGAUAGACUCCAACCUGCGUCUUCCUAUGUGUGUUCUGUGUGGGUGGAGAAAGAUGGAGUCCUGAGCUCCAGUGAGAAUCUCACUGCCUCCACAGCCCCAGCCCCAGUGAGAAACCUGACUGUGGAAGGGCAGAGCAGCAACUCCAUCAUCCUGCGCUGGGCCGGCCCCGAGGGCGCGGAUGCCCACAACCUCACCUACUGGGCUCAGUGCACUGGACAGGGAGGCAGGACUGAGACGAGAAACACAACAGACACCAGGGUCACCGUGGAUGGACUCCAACCUGCGUCUUCCUAUGUGUGUUCUGUGUGGGUGGAGAAAGAUGGAGUCCUGAGCUCCAGUGAGAAUCUCACUGCCUCCACAGCCCCAGCCCCAGUGAGAGACUUGAUCGUGGAAGGGCAGAGCAGCAACUCCAUCACCCUGCGCUGGGCCGGCCCCGAGGGCACGGACGCCCACAACCUCACCUACUGGGUGCAGUGCAUUAAAGAUGGAGACAUUGUUGAGACACAAAACACAAGAGAGACCAGGGUCACUGUGAAUGGGCUCGAACCUGGGUCCUUGUAUGAAUUUUGGGUGUGGGCAGAGUUCAAUGGCAUCUACAGCUCCCAAGAGAAUCACAGUGCUGCCACAGCUCCUAAUGCUGUGACCAGCCUCCGUGUGCAGGAGCAGACCAACAGAUCCAUCACCCUGACCUGGAUGGCACCCAUGGGCCCCGGCCAGCACAGCUACACCUACUGGGUCUUGUGGGACCAGGAGGGCAGGGCCGCCACCAAGCCCCAAAACACCACAGAGCCCAGCAUCACACUGAAGGGCCUGGCAGCUGGGAGCCUGUAUAGUUUCAUUGUGUGGGCCGAGAGGAACGGGGUGGAAGGUUCUCCCAGCCACCUCACUGGGGCCACAGCUCCCAGUCAGGUCAUGCUCCUGAAUAAGGAAGGUCAGACCAAUCGCUCAGUGACCUUGAGGUGGGAGGCCCCUGCGGACCCCCACUCCCAGCUCUACACCUACUGGGUUUACUGGGCCAGCGAAGAAAAUCCUCCCAGGACACAAGAUCCCCAGUGGCCCUGGGUCAACUCGACAGGCAGGACCAAUGACACUUGGUAUGUGGCACAGGCCCUCAUGCCUGGUACUUGGUAUAACUUCAGCGUGUGGGCAGAGAGAAAUGGCAUCUUCAGUUCGACGCAGAGCCUCCGGGCACCCACAGCCCCAGGCACCGCCACCAUCACCUCCUGUGUCAGCACCUCAGGGGGCUAUGCAGUCAUGCUGACCUGGUCCUGCCCUGCUGGGGGCUAUGAGGUCUUUGAGGUGGAGGUGGGUGGGCAGCGGCCCUCCCAGAACCAGUCUUCCUGUGAGAAGGGUGUGUCCGUGUCGGGUCUCAAGCCAGCUCAGUCCUACACAGCCACCGUCACCACCACCUGGAGUGGAUUAAGGGCCCAAUCAGCCUCUACAACCUGCCACACAGAGAGCACAGGGGUCAUUGUGGGAACCAUUGUGGGUGUCCUCCUGUUUCUCAUCCUGGUAGGCCUCCUGAUUUUCUUCUUGAGGAAGAGGAAUCAGAAGCAGCAGCAGAAGGUCGUACCCAAGGAUCUUAUGAUCAGCUCCCCGGGGGACAUCCGGGCCGAAGACUUUGCUAAUCAUGUUACAAAAAAUGAGAAGGACAGCAGCUAUGGAUUUGCAGAGGAGUACCAGCAAUUGACCCUGGAGAGCCAAGGCCAAUCUCAGAUGGUGGCUUCUGCUCCGGAGAACAUGGCCAAAAACCGCUACAGGAACGUGCUGCCCUAUGACUGGUCCCGGGUACCACUGAAACCCCUCAGUGAGGAGCCAGGAUCAGACUACAUCAAUGCCAGCUUCAUGCCGGGUCUCUGGAACACCCAGGAGUUCAUUGCAGCCCAGGGACCCCUGCCCCAGACGGUGGGGGACUUCUGGCGCCUGGUGUGGGAGCAGCAGAGCCACACCCUGGUCAUGCUGACCAACUGUGUGGAGUCUGGCCGGGUGAAGUGCGAGCAUUACUGGCCUCUGGAUUCUCAGCCCUGUACCCAUGGGCUCCUGCGGGUGACACUGCUGAGUGAGGAGGUGACAGAGAACUGGACAGUGAGGGAUCUUCAGCUCCUCCAUGUGGAGGAGCAGAAGACCCUAUCUGUGCGGCAGUUCCAUUACCUGGCCUGGCCAGACCACGGUGUCCCCCACUCCCCAGAUCCUCUGCUGGCUUUUUGGAAGAUGCUUCGUCAAUGGCUGAAUGAGACCCCGGAGGGAGGCCCGCCCAUUGUGCACUGCAGUGCUGGUGUGGGCCGGACAGGCACCCUCAUCGCCCUGGACGUCUUGCUCCGGCAGCUGGAAUGUGAGGGGCUUGUGGGGCCCUUCAGCUUUGUGAGGAAGAUGAGAGAAAGCCGCCCGCUGAUGGUGCAGACAGAGGCCCAGUAUGUGUUCUUGCACCAGUGUAUCCUGAAGUACCUCCAGCAGUCAGCCCCUCCCUCCACCCAGAAGGAGGCCAUGUAUGAGAACGUGGCCGGCCUCAUCUACCAGAACACAGACGCCAUUCGGGCUUAUCAGCUGGAGGUCUGAGCUAUGGAGGGCCAAGCCUGCCUUCAGCUGACUCAAGCUCUGGAUCCCCACUGGAGCCCAGA
Molecule: messenger RNA, 2906 nt
Organism: Perognathus longimembris pacificus (Pacific pocket mouse)
Lineage: Eukaryota; Metazoa; Chordata; Mammalia; Rodentia; Heteromyidae
Gene: Ptprh
Product: protein tyrosine phosphatase receptor type H
Exons: 18
Coding region: 22-2844 (940 amino acids)
Biological process (GO): protein dephosphorylation
Molecular function (GO): protein binding; protein tyrosine phosphatase activity
Source: RefSeq, a predicted model, not a curated record